AUGUCUGGAAACCUUGUGUCGGUAACAGCAGUGGCAGUAGAGAAGUCUGCCACAACACAACCAAUGCAGCAAGUGUCUGUAGUCACACCUCGAGCAUCAAGUACCUACGACGCUGAACAGAACUCAAUUCCAAGCUUUAUAAAAAUUACCAAUGAUUUUUCCAACAGUUUACUUUCAAGUAACACGUUUCACCUCCCUCUCACUGAGACAAGCUUACUGUCAGCAAACCUUGUGUCGGCCUCAGCAGAGAAAGUGGCUCUGUCCUCAAUGAAUCCGUUCGGAUCAAGCAAGUAUAGCAUCGAGCGGAACUCUUUGGAAGACUUCACAAAAGUAACGAAUGCUUUUUCCGACAGUUUACUUUCAAGCAUCACAUUCCAUGUCCCCUUUAACGACAUUAUUACCAGCACUCCUACAUUGAACACCGUCUGGUCUGUUCCCUUGUCUGCCCAGACAGUUCGUGAACUACCGACCAUUACAAGUUUUCCGAGCAGCUCUUUGGAUUAUGCUGCUAUGAGUAAAUCUUCAUACGACAGUUCACAAACGGUGCAGCUGUCUUCGGGUGUGUACUCUACGACAAACCUCGGCGGAGCAACAGUUGCAAGUAGCAGCGUGCUGACGCCUUCUCCUGCCAGCACCUACAUCAGCAGCCUGGCCACCUGGACCACACAAGCGAACAUGGAUUAUCAAGUCCGAAGUCAGGCAGUGUCUUCCGGAAUCUCGGUUGCUUCGAGCACCGGAACAGGCGCCAUUUUCUCGACUCUUGCGCCAGUACUAAGAAGCACAGGCGUGGCAGAGGUCUUACCAGGCUCCGAGACGUCCUUCACCUCCAUAACCCCGCAGUCUAGCUCCAGGGUCACGCAGGCAGAUUCCGUGACCUCAUCCUUCGGAAGCACAGCCGGAGCUGUCGUUUCAGCAGCCUCCAUAAAUCCUUCCUCCACUCUGUCUCCGAGUUCGGUCCAGCCGUCUGGGGUGACCCUGGUGAUGACUUCCUCCAAAACAUCAAAUACUGGGAACUGGGCGUCCUGUUCAGGGGGCCAGGUGAGCUGCGGGUCUUCAAGCUCAGAAUUAGGAAAGACCAGCUUGACCACAAGUCUGCUGUCCACGUCAUCAGCAGCUGCACCAUCCACGCGUCUGUCGGCAGCAGCAUCUGAAGCAGCGCAGCGCACGACGGCGGCAGCACAGAGCACGGCUCAGUCCACCCCACUCUCCCCGUCUGCCUCUUUCAUAGACGCCUCCACGGCUCGGAGUGACAGCACAACAGUUUUUGCAAGCAGCGCCUCCGCUUUCAAUAACACUCCAUCUUCCACUAACUCUCUAACCAACAAAGGAGGGAAAACAGCUUUAGUCAGUCUGUCGCAACUUCUCAUUCUUCUCGCUGUUAAUGUUUGUUCUGCUGUAAUUUACUGUUCUUAUUAG
This is a messenger RNA of Pomacea canaliculata, 1416 nucleotides long. RefSeq names its product flocculation protein FLO11-like. NCBI's taxonomy places the organism in Eukaryota, Metazoa, Mollusca, Gastropoda, Architaenioglossa, Ampullariidae. The coding region runs from base 1 to 1416 and encodes 471 amino acids. The transcript has a single exon. The record is from RefSeq and is a predicted model, not a curated record.